CAACACUCCCCACUUCACUACCUUGGAGCAGCAAACACCAACCGGAACUCACCCAAGUACCGAAGCCGCUUAUUUCCGGCGCCGCUAGUUACAGACAAGCGAUGGCGAAGCCUGUGGGUGGCAGUGGUCGUUCUCAGAGGGACUUGGAAGCUGAAAUUGGAGGAGUGAAGUACAAGGGAGUGCGAAAGCGGAAGUGGGGCAGGUGGGUCUCCGAGAUCCGGCUCCCCAACAGCCGCGAACGCAUCUGGCUUGGGUCCUACGACACGCCGGAGAAGGCCGCCCGUGCUUAUGAUGCGGCCGUGUUCUGCCUCCGCGGCCGCAAUGCGAGGUUCAAUUUCCCCCACAGCCCCCCCGAGAUAUCCGCCGCCUCGUCCCUCAGCCCCACCCAGAUACAGGCCGCCGCUGCCCAAUUCGCCAAUUCGGCGGCCCACGCUUCCGACGACGACGCGAGGGAGCACCCGUCGGCGUCGGAGUCGUCUCAGAUGUCCGACGUGGCAGCAGCGGCUGCCGAGAGCGGCAUGGGGAGCUCGAGCGCGGGCAUUGACUGGCCGGACUUGGAUUGGUUGCUGGAGGACUCCAGUGAGAGCGGGUUCAGCCUCAGUAGGGAUUGUUCCAUGUCAUUCGACGAGUUCUCCGGCGACUUCGCCUUGCCUCCGGUGGUGGACCUGGAGGAGGAGGAGGCAGGCGGCCUGGGAUAUCCAGAGCAUCAGCCCCUGCUCUGGACAUUCUAAGUUGGACUCGCGCCAAAUUCCGGCGACCGAUAGUUUAGGCUUCCUACCGGAAGGAAACGAACCCUUGGCACAUUUUUUAAUGCCAUUCUUUAUGUCUGCUGAAACAAUUCAAUCAAUACGUACUGUAAACUGUUGAUAUUGAGAUUAAUUGUACUUUAAUUAUGCAUAUAAUUUUCGCAA
Molecule: messenger RNA, 911 nt
Organism: Nymphaea colorata (pocket water lily)
Lineage: Eukaryota; Viridiplantae; Streptophyta; Magnoliopsida; Nymphaeales; Nymphaeaceae
Product: ethylene-responsive transcription factor ERF017-like
Exons: 1
Coding region: 102-731 (209 amino acids)
Biological process (GO): regulation of DNA-templated transcription
Molecular function (GO): DNA-binding transcription factor activity; DNA binding
Source: RefSeq, a predicted model, not a curated record